Lithohypha guttulata is the source of this 798-nucleotide messenger RNA. RefSeq lists its product as uncharacterized. Lineage: Eukaryota; Fungi; Ascomycota; Eurotiomycetes; Chaetothyriales; Trichomeriaceae. The transcript has 2 exons. Bases 1 to 798 code for a protein of 265 amino acids. The record is from RefSeq and is a predicted model, not a curated record.
AUGGCGGAAGCACAUCACCAUCAUCACCAUCAACAUGAUGAGGCUAACAACCUGUCUCACGACCAGCGGAACUUGGCACAUUGGGACAAAGUAGCCAAAACCUAUAAUUCGGAUCACACGCAAAAAGCUUUCGGAGACCUCAUCAAUAAAGCGACGGAAUUUGUCUUGGCCAAUAUAUCUUCCAUUGGGAUCGAUUUCAUUGAGCUGUCGUCAACUUUUGAAGGUUCAGAUAUCAAUAAAGCUCGGAAGACUGUCAAAGUCUUGGAUUAUGCCUGCGGGCCAGGCACAAUCACAGCCAUCUUGGCCGGGCGGGCAACCGAAUUCAUCGGGAUUGACCUCAGUCCUAAUAUGGUCAAUGAGUAUAAUGAGCGCUUCGCUGCUCAGGUUGAUGGUGAAAAGCUGAUUGCCCAUGCAUACAAUGCCAACCUCUUUGAUCCAGCAGGCGUAUCCGAAUUCAUGAAUGAUGCCAAAUUCUUUGACUUUGACUUAGUAGCAGUUGGGUUUGGCUUCCACCAUUUUGAGAACUUGCCAAUGGUCACUCAGAGACUUGUCGAUAGACUCAAGGCGGCUGGUGUGUUAAUGAUCCUGGAUUUCUUCAGCCAUCAGAAGAACGACCUAGGGCAGGACCCAGCCAACAAUACCAUUGCGCACAACGGAUUUACUGAGGAACAGAUCAAGGGGUUGUUCCUCCAGGCUGGGCUUGUGGAUGCCAAGGUCUUCGAUUUUGGGCAGGAUGUCCUGCUUAAGGGACAUGCCGUGAGACGGCCCUUUAUGGCAAGAGGGAGGAAGCCUGCUUGA